Molecule: messenger RNA, 8653 nt
Organism: Porites evermanni
Lineage: Eukaryota; Metazoa; Cnidaria; Anthozoa; Scleractinia; Poritidae
Source: the annotation of a GenBank genome assembly
AUGGCCGCCUUCUCUCGGUCUUGUAACAUGACAUCGUUUUGCAGAAAAUGCGCAGGCAUAGCCAGAAGAUCUUGGCUUCGAUCUCCGCAGGUAUAUUUUAUACUUGGAUAUUUAUUUUAUGGCUGUAUUUACCAAACACAAACGUUGAGGCAGCGUGGAAAUAUCCAAAAGUUGGAAUUCUUGAAUGGACAGUGCAGAAAUUGUGUUCGUGCGUGGCAAACUAGUAGACAAGCGGUAAAAAAAAUUGCGUAAACAAGAGGCAGUUACUUCCAAUUAGUCGAUUUGCAGCUAAAAUGCAAUAUAUCCUGCCACUUCGAAGCUAUAAUAUACGCCUUAAUAAGUUGCAGGGUUAUGUUUUUGAUUGAAAUUUCGACGUCUUCGAUCUUCUUUUUGAGGGUCUCAGAGCUUGCCUAACCCUCAGUCAAGAAAAAGGGGGCGGGUAGGGGGUGAAGGGCGUGUUCACCAUGUUCCUUUGAUUUUCCUUUUUUUUCAAACACUUUUGAACGAAAAAAGCUGCUCUUCACUGGCUUGCCAUUUUCGCCCAUUUUUAUCGACUACACAUGGUGAUGUUAUGAAAAAGAUAAGCUGAUUAGAAAUUUGCUGUCAAAUGUCACAUGUUUUGUCAUUCUUUGAAGUCCAACAAGCCAUUUUUUAUAUAAUUAGAUGUAGUCAGUGAACAUGGCAUAAUGAUGCUGAAUAAUUUAUUAGGGUACGCUAAUUAUACAGCUGUACAUGUUGAGAUUUGUUUGAACUCGAGAAAAUUGCAUUCGCAGUGAUUAUAGUACAUGACUGCUCCUUUUAAUGUGCUGUUUAUGUCUGUGACUAGAGGAAAAAAAAUCAUUAUUUGUUUUAAACAUGGCAUCUAAAUUUUGUCCAGUAAAGCCCUUUUCCCAAGUGGUAACUUUAUUACCUCUCUGGCUAGGGAAGUAAGAUCAAGUAAAGCCCACCUACCCCUCCCCUAAGCCAACAUUAAUGCUUACUUCUCUCUUAGGGCAAAAUUGUGACUUAGGGGAGGGGUAGGUGGUCAGUUACCUAGAAACCUUAAUAAUUGAUCCUGGAAAGAUAUAUCUAUGUACACUAGGCUUUCUUAUUAUUAUUAAUUUUUUGUGUAGGUUGGAGCUUCAAGUGUUGUGCCUGUAAGGUGGUUAAACCUUCAAGAAUUCCAGAGCAAGAAAUUAAUGGCCGAUAAUGGUCUCCAUGUGCAGAGAUUCAAAGUUGCAGAAAAUGCAAAAGAAGCUGUAGAAAUUGCUAAGGAAUUAAGUGAGUGAAAUUUUUUUUAAAUAUAAUUUUGUGUUUUUUGCAACAAUAACAAUGUAACUCGUGAAAGUGAUUAAGCUGCUCAUCCAGAGGGAUAACCUGGAAGACAAAUUUGUUUUAAGCUGUGAGACAUUGUUUAUUUUUAUCUUCAUUAGAUGCAAAAGAGUUUGUUCUUAAGGCACAAAUCCUGGCUGGUGGAAGAGGAAAAGGAAAGUUUACAAGCGGUCUGCAGGGUGGUGUGCAUUUGACAACAGAGUAAGUAAUAACAGCAAAAGUCAGUUACCCAGGCAAUGUGCAAGAUGCAUGUAGAUUGGAAUUUGGUUAAUUAACCCUGUAAUUUCUAUUACAAAAGAAGCAAGUGACAUCAAUUUUUGCCCAACAAUAUUAAAACCUUAUCAAGAGAAAAGCCUGGUUACAAAAAUUAAUAAAAUGAUUGGCAAAGAGGAGAUACUUUGAUCAUUUGUCCAAUUCUUCUGAUAAGUUCUUUAAAGAAAUAUAUGAAAAUCAGUUGGGAGAAAUUGUCUUUAAAAAUUGGGCUUGAAUAUACUGGUGAAACAAAGAGUGGAAUUGACCCUGGAUUUGAAGUGAUUUUUUUAAUUAAGAGCACCUUUCAUACAAUGAAUAAUACAUGAUUAAUUAUUAUUCAUGUAUAGUAAACAUCUUAAUCUUAAUAAUUUCUUUCGAAGUAUGAGCUCAUCAAUAAUAAUACUUAAUGUAAUCUUGUGUAAACUUAUUUUCAACUGUUUUUUUUAGUCCGAACAAAGUUGGUGAACUAACAGAACAGAUGGUAGGCUAUAAUUUAACCACAAAACAGACACCUGAAGAUGGAGUCCUGGUGAACAAGGUGAAUGAGUUAUUUUGUUUAUAAUUUUCUUUGUUAUUUCAAGUAGUCAAGUCAGUCAAGUGUAAGAGGAGGUAAGCUUGUAAGGAAUAUACAGAUAUAUUGGAUCAAAAAAGAAACAAGAAAUCGAAUUUGACAUUUUUGUGAUGUGAAGAAUUAUGCAGAUCCCAGAGGCUGCUAUCUACCUUGUCUGAUAACAUUUUCCUUGAUCUGCUUGAUUCUGCACAUCAUACAAAAGCUGAAUUCAAUGAUAAUAAUAUUAUUAUUCAUUCAAAACAUUUCUCCAUUUGUUAUUGGCUGAAAUCCCCUGGCUAAAAUAAUAAUGUUCAUAACCAGCUAGCAUUGUCUAAAUUUGGAAGACUGUUGUGAUAAUUGUGGGAAAUGAUGUCAAUAGUACAGCAUUAAUGCCAGAAAAAUUUAUGGCAACCAAGGAGCCCUUGGGAUGAGGUGCUAUCCGCCCAGGCCAAUUAAUCAGGCUAAUCAGCUUCAAUGGAUAACACUUUCCUUGAUCUCCAUAAUGCUUCACAUCAUACUUAGCCUCAUUCAAUACAUGUAAUUGUUAAAAAUUACUGUAAAAUUCCAAAAAUAAGCCCCUCCAUGUAUAAGCCCGUCCAAGUAUAAGCCCCCCAAACCGGUAACACAGAAAACCCUCCAUUAAAUCGCCCCUCCAAACAUAAGCCCCCCGGAGCCGUGUUCUUGGAAAAUUGCCCUCAAAUACAAGGCAAAAAUUGUAAAUUAACUUCCAACUAUAAGACUAGCCCAGUCGAUUUUGAAACGCAAAUUUCCCUCCAUAGAUAAGCCCCUCCAAACAUAAGCCCCUCAAAAAGAGUCUUUGAAAAAUAUAAGCCCCGGGGCUUAUUUUCAGAAUUUUACGGUAUUCUAGGAUAGGGAUGAAAAAUGGUUUCUUUGCCUUACUUUGUCCAUUGUAUGACUUGUUUCUAAUCAGGUGAUGGUUGCAGAGAGUUAUGACAUUGCCCGGGAGACAUACCUUGCUAUACUGAUGGACAGAGCAUUCCAAGGACCUGUGAUAGUCGCAAGUCCAAAAGGAGGAAUGGACAUUGAAGAAGUAGCAAAGACCACUCCUGAACAUAUACACAAGGUAAUUUCACAUGUGUGUGAAAGAGAUAUGCUACAGUUAUUGAUUAAGCGGCCAGUUUAGAUAAGAUAAUGGGGAGCUUAAUGAAUGGCCAUGAAAACAACAGCAAUGAGAAGAUCAAAAAUUAUGGUUGUAUAAGCAAAAAACAUCUUUGCACUUGUAUUAUCCUUUUUGGUACAUUUCUUUGAGAUCCAAUGCACGACUUUGAAGUGAAAUGUGAUGCUUUUGGAGAAUGUGAACAUAUAAUGAUGAAUUUUCCUUGUCUUUCUGAAUAAAGUUACCGCUUUGGAGAAUCCAACUCCAGGAAAAUUUGCCUGCAUUUAGAAAUUUUUUAGAGCUUAAGUAAAAGCAAUGAGUUUGAUAAAAAGCAAAUUCAUUUUUAAUGCUAUGUUCAUUGCCAUUACCCUCGUAGUUACUUAGCCGUCUAAUUAUUGUUUUAUGUUGAGGCGAGUUGUCAUGACAACAAUCCCAGGAACUGUUCCCCUGUGGGACAAAAUUUAGCCUGUGAGUGAUCUCUCUAUUUGGGGAAGUUGCGAGAAGUCACCCGAAAGCUGCACGCGAAAGGAGACGCUUGUGCUUCGCCGCUUGCUCGCGCGUUCUCUCGAGGCACACUUCCUCGCAGGCUAGACAAAAAUAAUAUAGCUUAACAACUGUACAAAGACGUUACAGAACUUCUUUGAUUAUUUGUGUAAUCCAGUGCAAGGACAGAAUGACACUGUUUAGGACUAAACUACGUGUAAAUAAGGAACAGAACAACAAAGGAGAAGACGGUGAAAAUACCUAGAAGUCAGCAUUAGCAUGAAGUGUGCAGGUUUUUGUUAAUUAAUCAUAAGCAUGAUAAGAUUUCUUUGUAUAAUAGUUUAUUCAUUUUUGUUAUUACAUUGUCUCUUAACAGUUAGCUGUUGACAUUUUCAAAGGAAUUCCUGAUGUAGAUGCCAGAUAUCUUGCAGACAAAUUAGAAUUUAAAGGACCAAUGUUAGAACAGGUAAUAAAGAAUGUAAUGUAGAAAGUAGCAUGGAAUGACGUUAGAACCUUCUAAGAAAGCUAAUACAAUGAAAUAAUGAAUGUAUGAGGUCCCCGGUCGUUUCGAUACAAGUCGCUUUGAUACAAGUUUAUUCGUUUUGAGGUGUAAAUAGUUCCAUGUACUUGGCUUAAACAACGAAGAUAUGCAAAAUAGCGAAAGACGCUUUCAGAAUUGUGCUUUACGUUACAACUUUUUACAUACAGCAUUGCGCUGUUGCUCAUUUCGUUUUAAAACAGUAAUUUGUCUGUAGCAGAGAUGUACAAUGUUGUAUGCAACUGAAAGACAGUACAGUGGCGGAUGCAGGGGAGGGGCCCAGGGGCCCUGCCCCCCCUUAUUUUUAGACUAAACUGAGACACGAAGGGCGGAAUAAAAAUUUUGAGUCCGCCUCCCCCCCUUAGUCAGGGUCUGGAUGACCGGGCACCCAGUUAUCUGAAGACCUGGAUCCGCCCCUGCAGUAACUUUAAAUGCAGUUUAAUGACGAGUGUGAGCCUGGUUUUUGCUACUGAACACUUAAAACUGUCAGUGGAGUCAUAACAGUAAUGUCAUCAUAGUGAGCUCUUUUAAACGAACACCUCUCUAAUACGGACAUUUUGCUUUGUCCCUUCGGUGUCCUUAUUAGAGAGGUUCAACUGUAAAUUAAUACGGAAAAACAAAAAGGAUACGCAGUCAUUCUCUCUGAUUACUUUAAUUAAAUGCUAGCUGGUACCUUUCGAAGCAAUGCAGGCUAACAAUUUUUUCGUGGGCUUCUGUCUCAAUACAUUUCUAGACUUUCUCGAUCCGCAGGAAAAGUUCGCGACUUCCGCGGUUUGUGUCACUAAAUUGUCCCUAGCGGCAAAGGUAGCCUUCAUUCGUAAAAUUCUUUUUUUUCUUUGAGGUGUUUAAAAUGUGCACCUCUGGUGCAUAUUUUUGGCCUUACCGGUCAAGAAUGGUCCCAUACCUGCUGUGCUAAAAUUUAGGGAGAACACUGUACAAGCCUGAGUAAGUUUUUUCAUCUGAUGUUUUUGUCCCCUUCAUAUUUCACAGGCAGCUGAGCAGAUCAAGUUGCUUUACAAACUCUUCCUUAAAGUCGAUGCAACACAGGUGGAAAUCAAUCCUUUUGGAGAAACACCCGAUGGAAAAGGUAUUUGAACACAGUGUUGGAGAUUUGCCUCUUAAGCUUCACUCAAAGAUCCGCGUCGUAUUUUUCCCUUUAAACUUAUUGCAUUACAUAAGUGUGGGAAAGGUGUCUGUAACGUCUGUGCGAGCCGCAAGCGAGCGCAGAAGGUAACAUGACAACGCUGUGAACGGCAAACUCCAGGCUUCAUCACGUUGAAUUCCUAGGUGGAAACAUUUGAUGCUUACCAAAAGAAAUCCAGAGGGAAGGGAGGGUCGGUAACAAAAAGGCUUUUAGCAAUCGAACGUACAGGCAACAUGAUUAAAAUGACUUGACCGCAAUGGGAGAGCUGUAAAUUUACUGAAGUUAUGAGAUCUCCCUGGGACCACCCCGCAUACAUUGGGGAGUUAGAGGAAGGACAAGCGUUUUUGAGCGACGGACGUCAUCCAGAAGUGAGGCCUUUUCCAGUUUUUGUGUCUUGACGUUAUCAUAUUUAGUAAAAUCCAACUGGUUGUCUAUUAUCAAUGCUGCAUCCUGAUUGGUUGAGUUACUACUAGGCUAUAUGUUAUAGUUCCCUAGUAGCGAAAACCGCGGGCUUUUUGGCGGCAAAAAAGGCUUAAAGUCUAGCUUUUAACUAAAAAAAAAUUAUUCCCGAUGUUUUUUACCAACUAGUUGGAUUUUACUAAAACAAUUAUUCCUCUCGCCCUCAUAGCCUCUGACUCAAUAGCCCGCUGGGGCUCGAUGAAUAAUUGUUAAUUAUACCGUUGAGUGUCUUUACUUUAAAAGAAACGAUUUUUCCGGAAAUUUGAGCAAAAGCACUGCCAAAAAAUGCAAAGAAAAUCCCCUUCUGGUCGUUGUCCGUCGCUGACGCGGUUAGGUGGGUAGUAUGAAAGGGUAAAAGGAAAGUGUUUUGUUUCAUUCUUUAAGUUGUGUGCUUCGACGCCAAGUUUAACUUCGAUGACAGCGCCAAGUUCCGGCAGAGAGAAGUGUUUGCUAUGGAAGAUCACAGCGAGAGUGACCCUCGUGAAGUGGAAGCUGGAAAAUAUGACCUCAAUUAUAUCGGCCUGGAUGGAAAUAUUGCUUGUCUUGGUAAGAAUGUAAUAUCGGUGGCUGUAAAGAAUGCUCAUUGAUAUAUAAUGAGCGAACGUUGCUUCAGGCCAUUCGUGUUAUUUACUCAGGGAUUUGGGGUUAGGGUGGGGUUCUUGAAUAAGCGCUUGGCAAGUGUGACGAUGUUGAUGAUGAUGAUGAUGAUGUUGAUGAUGAUGAUGACGAUGACGAUGACGAUGACGAUGAUGAUGGUUGUGGUAAAGGUGUCUGUAUUAAGAGGGGUCAUGUUAUUUAAGUUGCGGGUUAGAGCCGGGGACGUUACUUUCCUUGCUAGGCAGGCUUGUCGUUCGCAGGGGUGAGUAGGAUGAGUACAGCAGUUACUUUUAUCUUCCUACUAACUCCCUUCUUUAGUGAAUGGUGCUGGAUUAGCAAUGGCAACUAUGGACAUUAUCAAACUUCACGGGGGUACCCCGGCUAAUUUUCUGGACCUCGGGGGAGGAGUACAAGAAGAAGGAGUGUUUCAAGCUUUCAACAUUGUGACAAAGGAUCCGCGGGUAAGCAUAAGACCAGAUAACCCCCUAGAGUUAAUAGUGAAGUCUUUUAUGAUGGUUUCAUCUCUUGAGUUUUUUUUAUGGAAUCUUACGUUGUGACCAUUCAAAUGAAAGCUACUGAGCAGUACUUUCCUGUGGUACUGUUUAUUAUGCUGUACAAGGUGGUUCUAACUUUUGAGUCUUUGGAUGAAAUCCUAUUGCGUGACCAUUCAAAUGAAAGCUACUGAGCAGUACUUUCCUGUGGUACUGUUUAUUAUGCUGUACAAGGUGGUUCUAACUUUUGAGUCUGUGGAUGAAAUCCUAUUGUGUGACCAUUCAAAUGAAAGCUACUGAGCAGUAUUUUCCUGUGGUACUGUUUAUUAUGCUGUACAAGGUGGUUCUAACUUUUGAGUCUGUGGAUGAAAUCCUAUUGUGUGACCAUUUAAAUGAAAGCUACUGAGCAGUACUUUACAGCGGUACUGUUUACUGUGCUGUACAAAGUGGAUCUACUUUCACGUCUGUGAAUAAAAUUCCUGCAGUAUGACCAUUCAAAUAAAACGUCCCUUUAGCCGCUCUUUCAAACAGCGCCCUUUAUUUUAGAGCAUUAUUUUUUCACAAAAUGAAAUUAAGAAAUUGUAUCGAACUGCUACCGCUGCUAUUGUAUGCUCCACGCUGCACGACCUGAGUAAGUAUUUAAAAUAAUUUUUUUCUCCAAUACUCUUUAAUGUUGUUGCUUUGCCACUGUUUUCGCUGACAGGUCAAGUCAAUAAUGGUGAAUAUAUUUGGUGGAAUCGUUGAUUGCUCAAUUGUCGCCAAUGGAAUAACUUCUGCUUACAAAAGGCUGAAUGUACAAGUUCCUGUCAUAGUGAGGUUAGAAGGUAAGUGUGAAUUAGAUAAAUAGAUACUUUUUUCACAGGUAAUGUACGCGUGUUGUUUGAUUUGAAAACGGGUUUGUUUUUGAAGGCGUGGAGAAAGACUGGGGAGAGUCUGAAGACGCUAAAAUAACAUCUGGGGGAGGGAGACGGGGGGUUAGCGGGCGUUAUUUAAAAGGUGGAUAACACUUAUUUCUUGUAUGUCUAGUGAAAAGGAAACGUAAAUGUUAAAAUAUGAUCGUGACUGACUCAGCUAAGCGUUGUGCGACGAUGUCUAGGGGCUUAAGCUUCAGAAAUAAUUAUAUCACCCCACUUGUAACAAAAUGGCAGGAUACUUUGCUUGGUGACAGUCUUUGAAAGUCUAAAAGGACGAUUUGCCGCGCAUUUGUAUCACGAGCUGAUUUAACCGAAAUUGAUGGUAAACAGUUUAUGACUUAUCUCCCUAAUUGUUCUGUGAAAAUAUGGUGUAGGUAUUGCACAAAGAUUUCCAACACGGACCAGUGCCAUGGCAUACAGCUAAACCUUGUCAUGACCAUUAAGUAUUUGAUAAUUAGGUGAAAUGGUCUUACCUUGCUUUUAAGUGGAUCAUAAGUUUGUAUUCAAAGAGGACAGACGGCAAACUGUUGUUGCUCGAAAUAUGGUAGAGUCUUUCUAAGUAGCUACGACAUUAAGGUUUCCACCCGUCUAUUUUGUUCCUUGAACCAGCGUGUUUACAGGUAUACAAAACAAAACAUGAAUCCCAACAAGUCACCUUAUUGUCAUUUUUGUUCUGAUUUCUAGGAACGAACGUGGAAAAAGCUAAACACAUUCUAACCGAGAGCGGGAUGCCGCUGAUCCCUGCAGAUGACAUGGAUGACGCAGCUAGGAAAGCCGUGAUUAGUCUGGUUGACUGA